Molecule: messenger RNA, 6295 nt
Organism: Bemisia tabaci
Lineage: Eukaryota; Metazoa; Arthropoda; Insecta; Hemiptera; Aleyrodidae
Gene: Ubr3
Product: Ubr3 ubiquitin ligase
Biological process (GO): protein ubiquitination; ubiquitin-dependent protein catabolic process via the N-end rule pathway
Cellular component (GO): cytoplasm; ubiquitin ligase complex
Molecular function (GO): zinc ion binding; ubiquitin protein ligase activity
Source: RefSeq, a predicted model, not a curated record
UACAACAGAACUAUUUUUGGUUAGAGGUGGAGGCUGGAGGCAGAGGCAGAGGGUUAGUGAAGAAAUGGUACGGAUUGUGUUGUGGGAAUGUGCUAUAUUUUACUUAUUAAUGCCAUCAAAUUUUGUAAUUUUAAUGUGCUUACUAUGUGGGAAUCGCAGUGAAAAUGUUUCGUAUGUAUGUGGCAAGUGGUCAAAGGUGGUGACUUAUAUCAACCUGGUUUCCGCUACUGAGGUGAUUUCAAGUGCAUGAAGUUGUGGUGGAGGCCACAGAAAUCAAAUUUUCUCGCGAUGGAAAAUCCUUCUCCUGCUGCACAUGUGUUAAUGAAGAAAGGGAAAAGAGGUGCAGCAGCGUAUGUCCACUCAGAUUGUGCCAUUAAAGGAUCCAAUCGCCUACUGAACGAAGUCCUUGAUAUUCUUCUAAAUCCAAGAAAAUCUAUCAAUGAAUGGGAGACCAUUGACUGGUUAAAAUGGCUCAUGGCUGGAGGAAAAACCCCUGACGAAUUCUCUAAUCUAGUAAGGCGCUACGAUCAUGCCACAAAAUGUGGCCUAGUCUGGACAGCAAAUUUUGUGGCGUACAGAUGUCGAACUUGCGGGAUAUCACCCUGCAUGUCACUUUGUGCAGAUUGUUUCCAGAAAGGUGAUCAUGAUGGCCAUGACUUCAAUAUGUUCAGAAGCCAAGCUGGUGGUGCAUGUGAUUGUGGUGAUGCAUCUGUCAUGCAAGUCUCUGGGUUUUGUGAAAGGCAUGGCUUGCAAGCACAAGUAAACAGGCAGUCUGUCGAUAGUUUAAGUGCCCCUCCGGAUUUAAUGUGUGUUGCUGAAGCAGUUAUGCCUAGAAUAAUUCUACGUCUUAUACAACAUUUAAGGGAAAAAAGCAAAUUGAACACCUUCGAUGCUCAUUUGAUUCAAGACCACGAUGACUUUUUAACUAUGUUGCACGACCUAAGCAGAAUGGGAGCCCCAAUGCGACGUGUUCUAAUAGGUGCUCUUACAAAUCCUCAGAUUUACAAGAACCUAACAGAGUUACUGCCUUCAGACGAGAGUGAAUAUGCAUCUUAUCUUGUAGACAGUCAAAAUACGUAUGAAGAAGCACUGAAAACCCUACCAAAUCCCCCUCCUCCGCCCGAAUACAAAUAUAUUCCUGGUUUGCAAGAAAAUCUGAGUCACUCUACAUUUUUAGAGGAAUUAGUUUUUUGGACAGUCAAGUUUGAGUUCCCUCAAAAAAUUGUCUGCUUGCUCUUGAACAUGCUCCCUGAUCAGGAAUAUAAGGAAUCGCUCACUCAUGCUUUCGUUCUUCACUAUAGUCGAAUUUCAAUGAUGCUUGAACGCUCCUCCGAUCCAGAUACUUUAUCUAAUCGAGUAGUCCAUGUCAGUGUACAGUUAUUCUCCAACAAAACAAUAGCAUCAACCAUGGUUGAGAAUUUAUAUUUGUUGCAUGUCAUGGUUAUAAGUCUCAAGUAUAUGAUGCAAAAAAUUCUCAUUCCCAACGUAUUACACAAUGCAGAGAAAAACAUGCAUUUUGUGGUAGAUUGUAGUCAACAAGUGAUGAAAGACCAUUGUUAUUGGCCCCUUGUAUCAGAUUUAAACAACGUAUUAUCUCAUCAACCAGUUGCCCAGCAGUUUAUGAGUGACGAUUCUCUUUUAGAGAUGUGGUUUGUCUUCUUAUCCAUGUUUCAAGGGAUGAAUGUGAAUCAGCAAGAAAUGUCACAGCAUGUUGAGUUUGAACCAAAUACUUACUAUGCUGCUUUCUCUGCUGAGCUGGAAGCAAGCGCCUAUCCGAUGUGGGCACUUGUCUCUCAUUUGCACGACAGCUCCACUGUCAGUUACACCAAGCGUGUCCUUGACAAUUGUUUGACUGCUUUACAAGACUGGUUUGAUGCCAUCGGAAUGUCACAUCCAAACUUGAAUGAUGCUCGCCAAGUGUCUUUUCAUCUCCCUCUUCACAGACACCUGUCAGUCUUCAUGUGUCAAGCAGUAAAUGUCCAAGGGGUGCCGCUGUCUGAAGUCUUGCCACCUUUAGAUAUGCUACAUCUAAUCAUGAUGCACCCUCUGAGGGUUCAGGUUGCCUUUUAUGAAAUCAUCAAUGGACUGUGGGUGAGAAACGGUCUGCAAAUCAAAGGACAAGCUAUGACGUACAUACAGUGCAACUUUUGCAACUCAAUGGUGGAUGCUGAUCUUUACCUUCUUCAAAUAUGUGCAAUGCAACUUCCAACUGAUGUUUUUAUGCAAACAGUGAUUGAUAAGUUUCAUAUUCAGGAAUGUUUUAGCUUCACGUCCACUUCGAGUAGUGAUUCAACUGAAAUUGAUAGUCUUAUGUUUGAGAGUUUUUUAAUUUUCAUAGCUUCUCUAAUUAGUAUAAGAACAAACCUUGGAACUUGUCAGAUGCAGCUCUCACAGCUUGAAAUGGUCACACUUUUGUGCAAAGGCGAUACUACUCAUUCUCAGUUAAUGGAGUUGAUGCCAGAAAGAUGUGGCACUGAUCAGAGCCGGGAUUUUGAAGCAAUUUUAGCUGAGGUUGCAGACUAUAGAGCUCCAAAUUUUGAAGCCAGUGGCAACAUGCAACAAGGGAUGUACAUCCCAAAAGGCAGAGUUUGGGAAGAACUGUAUGAUCCAAUUCAUAUUCUUCUCAGAGCUGUCCAUCGGCCAGAAUAUCAAACAUCAUUAGAUAGGUUUACUGAGUAUGUCACACAGAAGAAUCAGCAGCAAGGGAAGCCGACCCUUGACAAUAAACUCUGGCCUCCUUUUAGACCGCCUGGGCCUGUUUUAGAGGCCUACAAAGAUCCUCGCAGGAUUUUAACCACAAAAAUAUUUCAUGCUGUAAUAUGGAUUGGUCUGUACAAAGCAGUCCACCAGUCCACAAUUUCAGAAAAUGUGAUGGCAUUAAUUGUUUACCUGCUAGAAAUGGCACUAAGUGUUGUGGAUCCCACUCAACAGUAUGGACAGGUUUGUUCUACUGCUCCCUGUGAUAGACGUGAUGUCAAAGAUUUAGAUUUAGCAGAUUGGUUUAUUUCAGAUUGGCUGUCUGACAACCUUAGAACUAUCAUUGGAUCUGUUACGUUAAUGGUUGAACCUCUUUACUUGGAAAGCUCCGACACUGAUGAUGAUUGGGAGAGAAUUAUGUAUGAUAAUCUUUUGCGGACACCAGCUCUCCCUGCUCUUGAAAAUGGAUCCAAUAUUUCAGCCCUACCUAUAGAGUCAUCAUCUCAAGAAGCAGGUCCCACUGGUCAGGAAGUCGCUUUGGCGCCAUCUGCAUUGCUAUCCUCAAAAUUUCUCGUCAGAGCAGGAACAGGAAGCUCUGGAGGAAGCUCUAGCAGUGGCUCUAGUAGCAGUAACAUGCCAUCGGGAAAUCAGGCUGCAAUCGAGAUGGCACCUCAGCAUCAGCAAAUGAUGAUACCAGUUAUUGGUAAUGAGGUGGUUCCGCUACCUUCCACAAGCACCAAUACUGAAAUGAUUCCUCGGUUGCCAACUUCACACCAAAAAACUGGAACACGUAGAGCAAAGGGUGCUCCAUACUUGGAUGGCACCAAAACACCAUCCGGAAGCAUAGUAGUAGAAGCAAAUGAAAGCAUCAUAUCGUUGCUUCUGAAACUUCAUUCACAUCUCUCUGGUGCUCCUGAUUCAUUUCUUCCGGAUGUAGUGGAGUCCUCCACUUCAGGAAAGCCGACGCCUGGAACAUCAGGAGCGUCAAGCAGCAGCAGUAGUUGCCAGUCUCAUCUCAAGCAAGAAUCAAAUGAUUCUCGAAUUGGAGAUGGUCCCUUUUUCAUUGCCAAAGUUCUGAAGAAGAUUAUGGAAUUAGAUGAGUUGUGCAGAGAAAAUGUGAUAGCCACACGUGAUAAACUAUGGCCAAGGCAACCUGGUGAAAGUGAGAAAAAACGGAAAGUGAGAGAAGAACUGGAAAAAAUAGAAAGGCGGAGGAGAGCUCGUGAAAGGCAACAAAAGUUAAUGGAAGAAUUUGCGUCCAAACAAAAACAAUUCCUACAAAAAGCCAUGGAAACAGAUGAAGAAGGCAUGGAUUGGGACAGUGAAGAGCCCACAAAAUCUUUGUGUAGUAAAGUAGAAUAUGACUGUGUUAUAUGUAAUCAGACUACGCCCACAACUGAGGAUAAACCCAUGGGUUUAGCAGUUUUAGUUCAGGCAACCAGUGUGCUAGGACAUAAAAGAAGACAUCCUGAACCAACAAUGUUACCUACAUGUGAUGAAGAAAGGCUAAAUCUUAGGCGAGAUGAUAGUCUGGCAAGCGAUUUUGACAGGAAAGUGGAAGAACUUGCACGGCAGUUUGACAAUCUUUCAUGGCUGGUCUCUGUCAACCUUGGAUGGGAAGGAGGAGUUCAUGUUCAAACAUGUGGUCAUCAUCUUCAUCUCGACUGCUUGAAGUCCUAUUUAUGCACAUUAGUCAGAACUCAGCAUCGCAUGGCAUCAGACAGGGGUGAAUAUCAAUGUCCUUUAUGCCGGCAAAUGGCAAAUUCUGUGUUGCCUCUCCCGCCUCAGUUAGGCGAAGGUGCUGCAAUGGUGCGUUCUAGACCAUUGUCCAUAGGAGCAAUGGCUUUAGAGUUAACUGGCUUCUUAAAACUAAAUCCAAAACAGGUUGAUAAGGAGUCGAAGCUAGCUGCUGCCAUGAGCAAAGCAAUGGAAGAUAUGAAUAGCGCAACGUUUCCAAAAUUCAGACAAAAAAGUAGCUCACCUGUCCCUCAAACGCCUCCUCAAACUCUGUUUCUCUUUGUCAGCUCAAUAGCGCGCACUAAUUUAGAAAUUGAAGUUGUUCAGCGAGGUGGAAAUUUAGUCGUGCAACAAAAUAGCAAUCCUUUAGAUGCAAUGAAUCUUAGUGCAAUGAUACCCAAGAGGUCUUGCAUAACACCUUUACUGUACGUAUUAGCAAUGCACGCAGGUUUGCUGGCACAUUGGCCUGUCUGGAGAACUUGGCAGCAACUGGCUGGUAUUCAAAAUGAUUCAGUUACUGCUAUCGCUCCCAUGGAGAGAGAAGUUCCAUUAAUGUUACGUGAUCCUACUGCCUUACUAACUCAGUUAAUCUUAUUGCUUCCGUUACACUUGGAUCAAGCUUAUUUUUCAGUCGUAGUGAAACUUUUAUACAAUUUGUUAUAUUUUCAAAUAACUGCUCAAAUCAGCUGUGGAAUGAGUGAAACAGAAAGGCACUACUGGAGAUGCUCUUCAAAGGCUCUUUCGUGGCCUCUAAAUACACUAGAGCAAUGUAUAUCUGUAACAAUUAACAAGUUAGACCCCACUCAACUCUAUUUAGAAGAUGAUGCUGAAAUGAUCAGUCACAAUAUUGAUUUCAAUUUUGUGCCGGACAAAGUUGCUCUUGAAAAUAAGAUACAAGAAUUGUGUUUACCAUUUUUGAGAGUAGCAACUCUGCUACGGCAUCACCUUUAUGAAGAACCCCUUCCGGAAAUAUUGUCAACCUCUGAGGAGUUUCUCAAAUUAGUUUAUUAUCUCGAACUAGUCCCUGGUGGAAUGGAUCUAUCCCAGUUCAAUGCUGCCGUAGCUUUGAGCUCUCCAACUAACAACCUAGAUUUCAUUUACGAUUGGAUCAACCAACUCUCUGUUUUCAUCAAUCGAAGUCAAGUAGCUGCCAGGAGUUUUCUGUCUGAGCUACAUAUUACUUGGCAUCAACCCUGUUUGCUCAGUCUACCCUCAGUUUACGAUAAAAUUUUCCAGUACUAUCAUAGGAAACAGUGCUUUCAAUGCCACAGUGUGCCUCGUGAAACUAGUAUAUGUCUCUUGUGCGGUACCCUUGUUUGUCUCAAAGAAUCAUGCUGCAAGCAAUCAAAUAUCUGUGAAGCAAUUCAACAUUCAAUAGAUUGUGGUGCUGGUACAGCAAUGUUCUUAGUAGUACCCUCAUCAUACAUCAUUGUUGUCCGUGGUAAACGAGCAUGUCUUUGGGGCUCUGUUUACUUGGAUAGUUUCGGUGAAGAGGAUAGGGAGCUAAAACGUGGGAAACCAUUGUACUUAAGUCCUGAAAGGUAUCGUUUGCUCCAGCAGCAGUGGUUAGCCCAUCGAUUUGAUCACACAAAUAAAAAAUGGGUGUGGCAUCGUGAUGCUCUGUAGCCGAGAAAUUUGCUGUGUUAAUAAAGAAGCUAGGAAGUUAUUGGAAUUCCGUUAAUUAUUAUGAGUGUAAAUUUUAUAAAUAUAUUCACUUGUAUAUUCUGUACUUACUGUAUUAGAUUUUCUUAUUUUUAUUUUUUGUUAUCAUUUUUGUCUUUAGAUUUAUCAAUUACUCGGGUAACUUAAAAUGUUCGUAUUUAAAUCUUCAAAGAAAAAUAUAAAAUUAUACUUUGCAGUA